This is a messenger RNA of Xylona heveae TC161, 333 nucleotides long. RefSeq lists its product as hypothetical. Bases 30 to 203 code for a protein of 57 amino acids. The record is from RefSeq and is a predicted model, not a curated record. NCBI's taxonomy places the organism in Eukaryota, Fungi, Ascomycota, Xylonomycetes, Xylonales, Xylonaceae. The transcript has a single exon.
GCCCGGUUUGAUGAAGCAUCUUAUGGGAAAUGGAUCAUGGCUCUAGGCUCCAUCUGGGGUACACUGCUCACGCUGAGCGACUGAAUAGAAGCCCAGCAAGUGAAAGCAAGUGCGGUUACAUGGACUUGUGCCAAGUGUUCGAGGAAUCGAGAGAUCUUCUGGAAAGCUUACGACGCCAGUGGUUCUAUCGUUGCUGUUCGUGAGGCUGCGAUUGCGGGGAUUCGCCUGCUUCCACGCAAUUCUUCCCCAGACAAAUGAGGUAGAUAGCUACUAUUGAUGACGAGGAGCGGCAGCACUUCCUCGCUUCAACGAGAAAGGGUCUCAUUCUGUGCC